AUGGCUCCUAAUAAAGAUUCGAUGGAUGGAUCUUGUUGUGGCAAAGCCCAAGUAUAUCUUGAUAAGCUGACAAAUGGAAAGAAGGACAAGUUGAUUAUCUUCAUACCCCAAGGAAAAUAUUUUCGACCAAUUGGUGAACAUGAAAGAAAGUUGGCAUCAUGGUUAGGAUAUUGUGCAAGAUCUUGUGGUCCACCUAAGAAGCCUUGGAAUGCUAUUGAAGCUCGAUAUCGUACUCGUUUAUGGAGUAUGAUUCAGGAUUACUUUGAUGUAAGUCAUGAGAGUCCAAAAAAAUGGAAGAAGCUUGAGGAAAUGCAAAAGGUGAAGCCUGACACGGCUGAGAUAAAAAAAGCUAAGUUUGAAUUCUAUUGUUUCUAUGAGAUGAAAAUAUUAUAUUGCAAAUGGAAAUACAAGCUACACCUUAAGUAUUUGAAGUACUCAAGUGAUGAUGAACGACUGCAACAUGUUCCUGAAGGAUUGACUGUGGAUACUUGGAAGGAAAUGUUCAAAGUUUUUGCUAAUGAGGACUUUCAGGCCUUAUGUUCCACCAAUACAAAUAAUCAUGCUAGUCAAAGAAUUAUUGCUUCAACUGGUCCCACUCCUUUUGCGCAAGUAGAGUAUGAUAUGAUGGAUGAGGAGAUUGGUGAAGUACCAUGUGCUUCUGAAGUAUGGAUGGCUACACAUGGGUUCUUGGAUGAGCAAGGCCAAACACAAUGGCAUGAUCCAGAAUCAUCAAGGAUAUAUGAAGAGAAGCAAAGGAUUGAGAAACAACCAACAAAUGAUAAUGAGAUUGGUCCUGCUCCAGAUGAUAUUUUAAAAGAGGUGUUUGGUGUUAGAUCUGGUUAUGUCCAUGGUAAAGGAUUAGGAUACAAAGCAAGCACUAGACGAAUGGCAUGUGGUUUUAGAAAUGAGGAAUUAAAUGAAUUGAGAGAUGAGGUAGCAAGGUUGAAUGCUUGUUUGAAGGAACAAGAACAACGCAAUAAUGAGAUAGCACAACUAAAUGCUCGACUCAAGGAACAAGAAGAGCGUAAUUUGGAGUUUUUUAAAAGAUUUGAGAGUGUGAUAGGAUACAAAUCAUCAGAAAGUCAGGAUAUGACAAUAGAUUAA
Hevea brasiliensis (rubber tree) is the source of this 1104-nucleotide messenger RNA. RefSeq lists its product as uncharacterized. The record is from RefSeq and is a predicted model, not a curated record. Bases 1 to 1104 code for a protein of 367 amino acids. NCBI's taxonomy places the organism in Eukaryota, Viridiplantae, Streptophyta, Magnoliopsida, Malpighiales, Euphorbiaceae. The transcript has 7 exons.